Molecule: messenger RNA, 312 nt
Organism: Protopolystoma xenopodis
Lineage: Eukaryota; Metazoa; Platyhelminthes; Monogenea; Polystomatidea; Polystomatidae
Source: the annotation of a GenBank genome assembly
GUGGAAGCCGUGCUGAUUAGCAAAAACCAAGCCGAAGUGGACUACGGCGAGAUACCCUCUGAAUUCCUUGACACUUUAAUGGACACGUUGAUGGAAGAUCCGGUAAUGUUACCUGGCUCCAGAGCCAUCAUGGACAAGGCGAUGAUAAUGCGCCACUUGCUCAAUUCGGAGACAGACCCAUUCAAUAGGCAGCCCUUGCAAGAAGGGGACCUCAUUCCAUUGCCAGAAUUGAAAACACGUAUUGAGGCUUGGAAACGAGAGAAGGAGGCCGGAUGGAGGGCUGAACGUGCCGAUCGAAAGCAGACGGAUUGA